Aethina tumida (small hive beetle) is the source of this 1875-nucleotide messenger RNA. RefSeq names its product kelch-like protein 30. NCBI's taxonomy places the organism in Eukaryota, Metazoa, Arthropoda, Insecta, Coleoptera, Nitidulidae. Bases 49 to 1839 code for a protein of 596 amino acids. The record is from RefSeq and is a predicted model, not a curated record. Gene Ontology annotation, molecular function: protein binding. The transcript is spliced from 6 exons.
UACACAAUUACAAAUAAAAAAAGUCAAGAUCAUAAAUUAUUAAUAACAAUGGCAUCAAAUAUUGAAGUAUUCUUGAAAAUAAACGAAAAACAAUACGUCUGUAAUAAAGAAGAUUUAAUAAAUAACAGUGAUUAUUUUAAUGCCAUGUUUAAAGGAAAUUUUGAAGAAAGUUACAGCAAUAUUGUCACUUUAAAAGAUGUCGAUCCACUCGGAUUGGAAUUACUGUUGGAAAUGUUGAAAAAUAAAAACUUUGAAUUGGAAAUGGAACAUGUAUUAUUAAUAUUGGACACAGCAUGUAUAUUACAGUUUCUUGAUAUAAGAAACAAAUGCGUUGAUUUUUUAACAACGAAUUUAUCUCCUUCAAAUUGCUUAAAAACAUGGAUUGCCACAGAAUGUCAUGGAAUAGUUCCCCUCUCCUUAAAAGCAAAAUGCAUGGCACUUAAUGAUUUUCAAGACAUAAGGUACUCAGAAGAUGUUGUUGAAUUAAAUUUAAAUGAUUUAAUAAGGUACCUGGGGCAUAAACAUUUAGAAACAACAAAUGAGGGUACAGUAUUUGAAGUUAGCAUGAAUUGGUGGUCAGAAAAUAAUCAAGACUUUGAAAGGGACAGUAGAAAUAAUUUAAUUAAACUAUUAAGUACAAUUGACUGGAAAGGGGUUUCAGAUAAGGAGUUACAAAAAAUAAUGAGUCACAGUAUUUUUCUUGAAUAUCCUGCUUUAAAAAAUGUUCUGGCAUGCAUGAUUUUAUUUAAACUGGGUAGAACUGCAGAAGAACUGGUAGUAUCAAAUGAAGAAAGGGAAUUGGCCAAAAAACUAUAUGACUGCAAGAGAAGGUAUUCCUUAAAGUACCCCUGUUUUUUGGCAAUAAGGAAAUGUCUGGGUGAGAAAAAAUCAGAGCCACCCAAAAAAGUUAAAUGUGAAGAAUACAAGACAGAAGUUAUUUAUCAUGACAUGAAUAAAAAUAGCUUUAAAUAUUUCUUUCCUAUUGAUAAACCAGAGCAUAUUAAUCUGGAAGGCUUUAAAUUAAUUGGGUAUAAACAUCAAGUUCUAGUGUUUGGUGGAGAAUAUAUACUGGGAAAAGGAAAUUGGAAUUAUAGUUUUUGGGCGUAUGACACCAUAUCUGAAAGAUGGCAUCAGAAAACUGUAUUACCUGUUCCAAGAAGGCAUUUCGAAUCUUGUAUGGUGGGAGAUUUACUGUUUAUAAUAGGCGGUACCGCUAACUUUAGAGUUCUCCAAGAUAAUAUGUAUUAUUUCGAUUUUGAAAAAGAGGUUUGGAGCAAAGCUAUUAAACUGCCCAUAGCUGAUAGUCAGACAAAAUGUUGCGACUACUUAGGGAAACUGUUUAUUAUAAAUUUAAUCAAUAAUCCACCUGUGUAUGCUUUUAAUACAAUUACUUCAAAUUGGUUUGCAAUAGAUGUGAUAGAUAAAGAAAAUGUCCUUGGCACCCUGAUGAAUUAUAACGUGUUUUCAAAUUGUAACUCGUUGUUCAUUAGAGGAUACUAUGUGAUAGUAGAAUUAAUAUCUGUAAAUUAUAAAACAUUAAAAGUAGGAAAAGUAAUAAAUUUAAGCAAAGAAUUUUCAUGCGACGUAAUGGAGUCUAUGUUGUGUGGGAAUUUAAUAUACACAAUGUCCAAAGAUAUAGCUGCUGAAUGUGAUACAUAUUCAUUGCAACAAUACAAUCUUGAAACACAAGAAGCAAAAUAUGUGUUUCAUAAUGUGCCAGAUAGUACCGAACUGGAUGUAGACGAUCGGGACUUUAAAAUAAAACCGUAUUUAAAAGUGUUUCCUUUUAGACACUAUAAAUUGGCUGAAGAUGAUUUAAUAAAUGAUAAAUUUUUGUGAUUUUUUAUACAGGAAAUAAAUUUAUUUUAGUUAAUA